AUGGGAUCAACGACCUCGGAUCCGACCACAAGCUAUCCGGUCGCCAUCGUCGGAGGCGGUCCCACGGGGCUGUCGGCUUCUAUUCUUCUGUCACAGUGCAAUAUCCCGCAUGUCUUGUUCGAGAGGUACCCAUCAACGUCCAUCCACCCCAAAGCAUGCGGUUACAAUCACCGCACCGUAGAGAUUUGGCGGCGCAUGGGGAUCGAAGACGAGUUGAUCAAGAAGCGCGCCCCAGUGAACAUGUUCAGUAGGACGGGGUGGUACACCAGCUUUGGACCGACCGGCCGGGAGAUUGUCAGCCGAGACUCGUGGGGCGGUGGUGCAUAUGAGGAGGAAUAUGCGUCCGUCUCGCCCUGUCAGUAUUCCAUCCUGCCCCAAAUCCGACUGGAACCUAUCCUGCAGAAGCGAGCAUUAGAGCUCAACCCCAGCGGCAUCCUAUACAACACGGAAGUCACCAAAGUCGAGGAAGCAGACGAUCACGUUCUCAUCAGCUAUCAGCGCAAGGGCCACCCCUCCGAGACCCUGCGAGCGAAGUACUGCAUUUGUGCGGAUGGUGGGCGCGGACUGACUGAACAGCUCGGAAUUGGCUGGGAAGGGGAACGCGAUGUCAUGAACAUGGUGUCCGCACACAUCCGCGCUCCUUUAUCCUUUCACCACCCCGACAUUCGAAACUUUAUAACCUGGUUUGUCAAUCCACGACUCGGCGGCACCAUCGGUUCUGGCUACCUCUACCACCUGGGCCCGUACCCAAUAUCGCCCGAUACCGAGGAGUGGGUCUUCGCGUGCGGGUUGGCCUCCGGCGAGAGAAGCAUGGACGGACCGGCUGUGCUGAACAGGAUGCACAAGACGCUGCAAAUUCCAGACCUCAAGCCAGAACUUCUCUCCACCAGUUAUUGGUACGUCAAUGCACUGACCGCGAGGCGCUAUCGCAGCAAGAUUUCAACGGGACGGGUCUUCGUCGUCGGGGAUGCAGCCCAUCGGAUUCCCCCAUGGGGCGCUUUGGGGCUCAAUACUGGCGUGCAAGACGUGGACAAUCUCGUGUGGAAGUUGAAUCUAGCAGUCAGUGGCAUCACAUCGUCUCUAGACCCUGGUGCAAAUCUCAACGCAUUGCUCGACACAUACGAUUCUGAGCGUCGACCAAUCGGCCAACGCGUGCGCGACAGCGCAUUACACAACCUCCGCUCGCACGGACUGGUCAUGGACCACGCCAUCGGCGUUUCUCCCUCCAACCCCCAAAUUGCGAACGUUGCCAACAUGAACUCUUUCCUGAAUGCGUCAGCAGAUGACCCUGAAGCCGUGGCCCGUCGCGAAGCAGUUGAUCGCGCGCUGCAAACUCUCGACGCCGAGUUCCACGCACUAGGUGCGGAGGUCGGCUGGUUCUACCCUGAUGUCGACGUCGACGGGGAGGGCAAGGCAACGAAUCACGACGGCCAGCUUACCGAAGACGGACAACUAGACUCGGUGUAUUAUCAUCCUUCGACCAUUCCGGGACACCACUUGCCGCAUGCUUGGCUGGAACAGGACGGGCGGAGGUUAUCAACGAGGGAUCUUGUCCGGUACGAUGGAUUCGCACUCUUUACGUCGCGGCCUGGACUGUGGAGCAAGGCCGUAGAGGAGGAUGGCCACGGGUUAGUGAGCCUUGUGGAGAUUAUGGACAAGAAUAUGGGCUCGUCUGGUGGCCAGUCAUCCGGAUGGAAGGACGUUGACGGUGAAUGGGCUACCGAGUGCGGUAUUGGAAGCUCCGGCGCCGUGUUGGUUCGACCGGAUGGGAUCGUUGUCUGGCGGGCCAAGGAGUUCGACCAAGACAAACAUUCUGGCCGCGGAUGGCUCAGUAAUGUACUCCGCAGGGCUUUGAGGCUUCCAUAG
Molecule: messenger RNA, 1866 nt
Organism: Cladophialophora yegresii CBS 114405
Lineage: Eukaryota; Fungi; Ascomycota; Eurotiomycetes; Chaetothyriales; Herpotrichiellaceae
Exons: 1
Coding region: 1-1866 (621 amino acids)
Molecular function (GO): FAD binding
Source: RefSeq, a predicted model, not a curated record